Fragaria vesca subsp. vesca is the source of this 1680-nucleotide messenger RNA. RefSeq lists its product as uncharacterized. Bases 1 to 1305 code for a protein of 434 amino acids. NCBI's taxonomy places the organism in Eukaryota, Viridiplantae, Streptophyta, Magnoliopsida, Rosales, Rosaceae. The transcript is spliced from 4 exons. The record is from RefSeq and is a predicted model, not a curated record.
AUGGAUCAUGAUGGUAGGAUUAGGAAGAUAGAGAACAGUUUUACAAAGAAAAAGAAGAAAUCUAAGAAGAUAAGUGAAUCUUCCAUCCCCGAGACAGCAGCUGAGCUUACUAGAGGCAACUCUGCUUCCAAUGUCACUAAGGCAACUUCUUCUAGUCAUGCUAAUCGAGCUACUAAUGAUAGUGGGUGGUCAUUUUCUGGUUUUAUAUUUAUGUGUAAUGGAAAGACCAAACCUGAAUGUUAUCAGAAUCGUGUUUUUGGGAUGCCACUGCCAAAAGAAGAAGUUGUAAAGACGAUCAAACAGGGUACACAUCUGUUUUUAUAUGACUUUGACUUGAAGCUCCUUUAUGGCACAUAUGAGGCAACAUCAGAUGGAGCAUUAGAUUUGGAGCCAAUUGCGUUCAAGGGAAAAUUUCCUGCACAGGUCAGGUUUAAGAUUUCCAAGGAUUGUUUACCGCUUCACGAAAGUUCCUUUAGAGCAGCCAUAAGAGACAAUUACCAGGGUGGUAAGUUUAAACAAGAGCUGAAUAAAAAACAGGUGCGUGCUCUAUACUCUAUGUUCCGCCCAAUCAAAGCGUCAAUUCCUACUUCUGCUGCCCAUCACCAAGAUGUGGCAAGAAUAGGCUCAUAUCAAUCUCCUAUUGGGGAAGAAGGAUUUUAUCCAACAGCAAGCCCGUGUCUACAAGAGAGCUUAUAUUUAUCUAGUGUACAACGCACUCAUGGAUUGCCACUUCUUCGUAUGCAAUCUAAACAGGUUGUCCCAUAUCCACAGUAUGAUAAAUAUGAAGCGGAAGAGUAUGUGGCUCAUGUUCAGCCUCCCAUAGAGCCUUGGCAUGUUGUUCAGCAUCAUGCAGAUUCGUAUUCUCUAGCAGCCGCCCAUCAGCCAUAUGUGCCUGAGAAGUCUUUCCUGUCCUCCCAUGAUGCACAUAGAAGGCAAGGGGUCACGCAUUCACAGGAGAUGGUUCCUAGGGAUCAAGUUAUUUCAUAUGGAAGCGUGUAUCACUUGUCACAGUUGCUGAAGGAGAGAGAAAGAGACAUUGUCUCCCAUUCUGAUUAUAUUGCGGAAACAUAUAGUCGACAGUUGCCAACUCUUGCAGCGUCACAGUUUAGGUCACAAUCAGAUUCUGCGGCAUCAUCUUAUGAGUUACCGCCAACUUACCAACCGUAUUAUCAAGCAACGACCCAUCACGAUCAGAACCGGGUGGAUCAUGAUCCUCUUGAGAGACCAUUACAUGGAAGCUCUAAUGUGACAGAUAUGCCAAUCUAUUCUCACUUGUCUUCCACCGGAGCUACGCGCUACUACUGAAUGAAACUUAGGCUUGCAAGUUCUUUUUCAAGUCAUACUGCUGUGGUUGUCAUUGUUCUAUUGCCAAAUCCCGGUUUGAACUCAUUGUGAGAUCAUCAUACAUAAUCGUUUUUGUUCCUGCCAGCAGUCUAUCAAUUUCUUUUAUAUUAGGGAAGCUGGUGCCCCAUUUUCAUCGUGUGCAGACAUCAGUCCUUUAGAUAUGUUUCUGGUGCAAUGCAGAGCUUGAAGCAACCAAUCAAGUUGGAAGAAUCCGACUCAGACUAGUUCACUUAGGAAACUCUGUAUAUACAUAACUUGAUCGCUUCUGCAGGAUUAGAUCUACCUUGUAUGAUUACCAUAAAUGCAUAAAUUCUUUUGCUAUUUGUUCGAGAACAG